UUUUCCAAGAAUAAUUAAAAAAUUAUUAUUUUCAUUAAUUAAUAUAAAAUACACUUCAAAAACAUACGGUAAGUCCGCUAUUGUGGUCGUUGUUAUUGCUGAAUAUUCCUACUGUGCUCUUUCUCCUCUCCCUGCUGUGAAAUUUCAUCUUCUCGUGGCAAUAACAACCCCAAGGAUAUCUUCUUUUCAGCGUUGUCGUUGUUGGUGAUUGGAAGGAGUAGUGGAAUAGUAGUUUCUGUGUUAUGGUUGGGGAAACAUGGACAGACAGUCGCUUGCCACUGCCUCUUCUUCUUCUUCUUCUUCUGCUUGUUCCAGCAGUAGCAACAACAACACCAGAAGGAGAUCAGAUUUCCUUAGCAUGAUCAAGAGCGCCGCGUGUCUUAUUUCAUCGUCGUCAGAUACUGGGAAAGGGAGAAGCAAGACAUCAAGUAACAAAGUGGCUCAUGGGUUCCAUUUGGUGGAAGGGAAAGCAGGCCAUGACAUGGAGGACUAUCAUGUUGCUGAGUAUAGGUUUGAGAAGAAUCACGAACUUGGGUUGUUCGCCAUUUUCGAUGGGCAUCUGGGAGACAGCGUGCCCACUUACUUGAAAGGCAACCUUUUCAACAACAUACUCAAGGAGCCAAUUUUCUGGGAUGAACCUGAAACAGCAAUAAGAAAUGCUUACCGGUCCACAGACAAAAUGAUCCUCGAUAAUUCGACGUCGUUGGGACCCGGUGGCUCUACUGCAGUUACUGCCAUUGUUAUUGAUGGUAAGGACUUGUGGAUAGCAAACGUAGGCGAUUCCAGAGCUGUCUUGUGUGAACGGGGCUCUGCUAAUCAGCUCACUGUCGACCAUGAACCACACACCGAGCGGAGAAGGAUUGAAAAACAGGGUGGUUUUGUGAUUACUCUUCCAGGAGACGUGCCCCGUGUUAAUGGCCAACUUGCAGUUGCACGAGCAUUUGGCGAUCAAAGCCUCAAGGCACAUCUGAGUUCAGAGCCUGAUGUGAGACAUGUCCCCAUAUCCUCAGCAACAGAGUUUGUUAUAUUGGCCAGUGAUGGCCUGUGGAAGGUCAUAACAAACCAAGAGGCAGUCGAUUUGGUGAAACCCAUCAAAGACCCACAAGCGGCAGCCAAGCGUCUGACCACAGAGGCGUUGGCAAGAAAGAGCAAAGACGACAUCUCGUGCAUCGUCAUUCGUUUCCGAUGUUGAAAGCACGAGCAAGCAUGUUAUGCUGCCUCUCGUCCUCUACACAUUUCACACAGCAAUCAGUCGAUGAAUCACUACUACUCUUCAAUUCACCUUUUGUGGCCUAGCUUGUGUAUGUUUGUAUUUAUGUAUGCAUGUAUGAGUUGAAUGAGUUUUGAGGCCCACAGAAGCAAAACAGACCGACUUGUCCUCACUUGUUUAAUCCACAAUGACUGUGCUGGCAAUGGUGUGUACCAAAUUUCAUUUGCAAUUAUGUUUGUGGAAGAUUCAUAUA
Messenger RNA from Magnolia sinica, 1463 nucleotides. RefSeq names its product probable protein phosphatase 2C 44. Gene Ontology annotation, cellular component: nucleus; cytosol. NCBI's taxonomy places the organism in Eukaryota, Viridiplantae, Streptophyta, Magnoliopsida, Magnoliales, Magnoliaceae. Gene Ontology annotation, molecular function: protein serine/threonine phosphatase activity. The record is from RefSeq and is a predicted model, not a curated record. Gene Ontology annotation, biological process: protein dephosphorylation. The transcript is spliced from 5 exons. Bases 257 to 1192 code for a protein of 311 amino acids.